Papaver somniferum (opium poppy) is the source of this 1500-nucleotide messenger RNA. RefSeq lists its product as uncharacterized. The transcript is spliced from 5 exons. Bases 652 to 1209 code for a protein of 185 amino acids. NCBI's taxonomy places the organism in Eukaryota, Viridiplantae, Streptophyta, Magnoliopsida, Ranunculales, Papaveraceae. The record is from RefSeq and is a predicted model, not a curated record.
GCCCUAAAAAUGACCUCCUUCCUCCUUUGGUCGUAAAUUUUUCCCCGCAGCAUAAACACUCAAAUCUGCUAAAAGCCAUUACAAAAGAUGCCGGAGUUGCAAAUAUCAGGUUCCUCUAUCAUUCUCUUUUAAAUUUUUUACUGAACAUUUUAUUAGGUUUUACAAAGAAAAUCCCCAAAUUUUAGUUUUGAUUCACAAAAAUGGAAGAAGAAACAAUAGAUCCACCAGAAUCAUCAUCACCAAAAUCAUAAGAAGACAGAUUUAGCUUGUUACCUAAUGCAUUAAUUCAUCAUAUCUUAUCAUUUGUUGAUGACAUGAGAAUCACAGUACAAAUGAGUAUCUUGUCAAAUAGAUGGAGACAUAUUUGGAAAUCUCUACCAGUUCUUAGUUUCAAGAACAAUCUGAUUGAAAUUAAUGGAUUUAGGCAUUUUGUUACUGCAGCACUCAUGCUUCACGACCAUACUGAUAUACGUACUCUAUCUUUUCUAUGGAUUGAUCCCCUUAAUACCGACAUUGAUAUAGUUCUGUCGUGUUAUUCGCUCCAAAUCUCUGGUUAAAGCUGGCGUUAAGAUUAUUGUACAAGAAAAAAGGAAUAAUCCAUACACAUAUUCAGAGCUUCCUAGCGAAUCGAAGGAUGUGUAUGCUAAGGCUAUGAUGCUAAUGCUAGAAAAAUUUCAUAACGUGAAAGAUCUAACAUUAUCUUCUCGUUUUAUACAGAUUAUCUCAAGAUCACUUAACUUAUCAAAGACCCAGCCCCCUCAACUGGCUAAUCUACGAUGUAUGUGGCUGCAUACUUUUCUUUCGAAGGGCUGUGCUCAAUCAAUAUUUUAUUCGCUGAGGAUUUCUCCUAAAAUAGAAUCUUUAUCUGUACAUAUAGCUAAGGAUUGCUUUGCCGAGCAAUCAGCAGACCUUUAUUGGGACGAGAUAAACUUUCCUCCAGAAAAUAUUGAAGAUUAUUGGAAGCCAGGGUUGACAUCACCGUGUGAGCCAUCGCACCUCAAAGUUGUUGAGCUGGUAGAUGUUUAUGGAUCCGUUAAUGAACUUCGGUUUAUUGAAAUUUUCUUAAAAUAUGCUGUCAAAUUGGAGAAAGUGGUUCUUUAUUGGAAUAGGGAUGGGUCAGCCAAUCUUAUGGAAAGAAUUAUGAAAUUUGAAGAGAAGCUACGUUCAUUUCCAAGAGCCUCUUCCAGGGUUUCGACUUUCUUCUACUAAAAUGUUCUUGGUGGUACACCAUGAUGUCAUUUUCUAUUUUAGGGUUUGGAUUUUGUGUUAUCUUGACAUAGUAAUAGUUAGGGCUGCACAUACUCCGGUACGGACCGGUUCUCUUAUGGAAUCGGUGUCUGUACUUGGUGUUGACCGGUACCUCUUUUUGAGUACCGGUACCUGUACUUGUACCUAGUGUUGUACCUGUAACGCCGGUACCGGUCCGGUACAAGAGCGGUACCGGUUUUUUUACUCGGAAAACGUUACAAAUUAAUACUAAGUUAUACAACAUUUCCAUAU